AUGGGGUGCAGCAGUUCUGUAGCUGACAGAAGGUCAGAGAAAGUCAUUAGAGCUGCUAUCCUCAUCCAGAAUUGGUACCGCUUUACAAUGGCCCGGCUAGAGAUGAGGCGCCGCUAUUCUCUGAGUAUCUUUCAGUCAAUCGAGUAUGCUGAUGAGCAAGAUCAACUACAGCUAUCCAACUUUUUUACAUUCAUGCUGGAUCACUGUACUCAUCCUGAUUCAGUUUCUCACAUUUUCACCAGUCCUAGUGUUUCUCAGGUGGAUGAGGGCUUAUGUUUAACAGAAUUUGAAAGGAAGAUUGAUGUUCCAGACUCCUAUUAUGGACCACGACUCUCAUUCCCUCUUACUGUUGAAGAUGCCAGUGCUCUUCUUCAUGCUUUCAGGAAUGAACAACUGCUUCAUGCCCGCUAUGUACUGCAGCUACUAUGUGAAACUAGGAAGGUUCUCAAAGAGAUGCCAAAUAUCACCCAUCUUUCAACUUCCUACUCCAGGGAGAUAACUGUCUGUGGAGAUUUGCAUGGAAACCUGGAUGAUCUUUUGCUGAUAUUCUAUAAGAAUGGUCUGCCUUCAGAACAAAACCGUUAUGUCUUUAACGGUGAUUUUGUUGACAGAGGGAAAAAUUCUAUGGAAAUACUUAUAAUCCUGUUUGCAUUUCUUCUUAUCUACCCCAAUGAUUUACACUUGAAUAGAGGAAACCAUGAAGACUACAUCAUGAACCUGAGAUAUGGCUUCACAAAAGAAGUUUCAAAGAAGUACAAGGACCAUGGGAAACAGAUUUUGUGUCUUCUGCGAGACGUCUUUAGCUGGCUUCCCCUCGCCACUAUAAUUGAUAGCAAAGUUCUUAUCUUACAUGGAGGGAUUUCAGACACCACAGAUUUGGAUUUCCUGAAUGCACUUGAGAGAAAUAAGUUGAAAUCUUUGAUGCGGCCACCAAAAUCAGCAAGAGACAGACAGGACCAAGCGAAGGAGAGAAUUCCCACAACCAGAGCCAGUAAACACAUUGCCAACCAGAAUGUUGCAGGGAAAACACAACACAUCUCUUCAUCGGGCUCCACUGAGCCUUCAGACCCCGCACUGAAGGAAUGGAAACAAAUCCUUGACAUUCUCUGGAGUGAUCCAAGAAGCCAAAAAGGCUGUACACCAAACAAGCGUCGAGGAGGAGGUUGUUGCUUUGGCCCUGAUGUCACUGCCAAGCUGUUUGAAAGGUAUAAUCUGAAGAUGCUCAUCAGGUCUCAUGAAUUUAAGCCGGAAGGUUACGAGAUCAGUCACGAUGGGAAGGUUAUCACUAUAUUUUCUGCCUCUAACUAUUACGAAGAGGGGAGCAACCGGGGAGCGUACAUCAAACUGAAUCCUGAACUGAUUCCUCGGUUUGUACAGUAUCAAGUCAGCAAGUACACACGCAGGCAGAAUCUUCGGGAGAGGGUGGGUACAAUUGAAUCAUCUGCCUUAAAGUCCUUACGAGAGAAGAUUUAUGCUCACAGGUCUGAACUCACUAGUGCUUUUGCACAGUAUGACCUCAACGGCACAGGCAAGAUUGCUGUCAAUGACUGGGCUGCAGCGAUGGAGUCUGUCCUACAGCUGGAACUGCCCUGGAGGAUGCUGCGGUCUCAGUUAGCACAGAUGAACCCAGAUGGAGAAAUUGACUUCAUGUCAUGUUUUUACGAUUUGAAAAUAGGUCAACCUAUAAAAGAGGUUCAGCCAACUUUGGUGGAAACACUGUGCAGAUACAGAAAGGAUCUGGAGAUCAUCUUUAACAUCAUUGACAAAGAUCACUCAG
Fulmarus glacialis (Northern fulmar) is the source of this 1777-nucleotide messenger RNA. RefSeq names its product protein phosphatase, EF-hand calcium binding domain 1 (gene PPEF1). Gene Ontology annotation, biological process: detection of stimulus involved in sensory perception. Gene Ontology annotation, cellular component: cytosol; nucleus. Lineage: Eukaryota; Metazoa; Chordata; Aves; Procellariiformes; Procellariidae. The transcript has 15 exons. The annotation marks the transcript as partial. Gene Ontology annotation, molecular function: manganese ion binding; calcium ion binding; protein serine/threonine phosphatase activity. The record is from RefSeq and is a predicted model, not a curated record.